Messenger RNA from Meloidogyne enterolobii, 345 nucleotides. NCBI's taxonomy places the organism in Eukaryota, Metazoa, Nematoda, Chromadorea, Rhabditida, Meloidogynidae. The record is from the annotation of a GenBank genome assembly.
AUGGCGGCUUUCCCUGUGACAUUGGAACCAACAACGAUCAGCGUUCCGGCAGCUGGAGGCAGCAUCAAUCUGCUACUCACGAAUACCAGCGCUGAGAUCCGCUACAGCUUCAAGUGCAAGUCUACGUGCAAUGAGUUCUACCGAGUCAACCCUGUCUAUGGGUUCGUCGAGUCCGGCACCAGCACACAAGUGGAAGUGCUUCGUCUGAAUGGACCUCCGAAAUCGGACGAUAGGAUGGAAAUCUUGCUCGCGCCCGUCGACCCGGACAUCAACGAUCCACGUUCGUCAUUCAGUGACGGGUCAGAACCAGCGCACAAGUUCGACAUCCCCUUGGCUGCUGUAUGA